This is a messenger RNA of Phragmites australis (common reed), 327 nucleotides long. RefSeq names its product auxin-responsive protein SAUR71-like. The record is from RefSeq and is a predicted model, not a curated record. Lineage: Eukaryota; Viridiplantae; Streptophyta; Magnoliopsida; Poales; Poaceae. Bases 1 to 327 code for a protein of 108 amino acids. Gene Ontology annotation, biological process: response to auxin. The transcript has a single exon.
AUGAGGCAGCUGAUCCGGCGGCUCUCCCGCGUCGGCAACUGCUCCUCUUCCCCGGCGAGGCGGCGCGGGAGCGGCGGCGGGGGGAAGAAGGUGCCGGAGGGGCACGUGCCGGUGUACGUGGGCGGGGCGGGGGAGGUCGCGGAGGAACGGUUCGUGGUGCGCGCGGAGCUGCUGGGCGCGCCGGCGCUGGCGGAGCUCCUCGGUCGAGCGGCACAGGAGUACGGGUACGACCACCAGGGCCCGCUCCGCAUCCCGUGCCCCGCCGCCGUCUUCCGCCGCGCGCUCGCCUCCGUGGCCGGCGACGAGGAGGAGGACGAUUCGAGCUAG